This is a messenger RNA of Caenorhabditis auriculariae, 7195 nucleotides long. Lineage: Eukaryota; Metazoa; Nematoda; Chromadorea; Rhabditida; Rhabditidae. The record is from the annotation of a GenBank genome assembly.
AUGCCACGCACCUACGAAGAAGAAUGCUCGUAUAUUGAUAGACUCAGUGAUGUUAAAUUUCAAAUUAAAAAGGGUUUUGUCCCUAACAUGAACGUUUGUUUUUAAAUUUUUUUUUUUGAUGUUAAAAUAAUUUUUCAGGUUGAAGGUCGAUUCUAUGUGAACAAAAAUUUGGAGGGCUUGAUGUUUGACGAGUUGAAGCAAGCCGUCGAUGGUGGAGGUGGAUCUUAUUUGAAUACAAACGAAAGGAAAUUCAUUUUCUCAGGAAUUGGCGGUUUUUUGCCAGCCGUUCGUCAGAUUGCGAACGUUGCCUCAUUGCCGGGAAUCGUUGGGCAUUCGGUAGAGCUUUUAAAUUUAAAUUUUUAAAAGUACAUGGAUUUUACAGAUAGGACUGCCCGAUAUUCAUUCGGGAUAUGGAUUUUCUAUCGGGAAUAUUGCUGCUUUUGAUGUGGCCGAUCCACAAUCUGUCAUUUCUCCGGGUUUAAAAGCUUGGAAUAUAUUUUUGAAUCAAAAUUUCGAUUUAGGAGGAGUCGGUUUUGAUAUAAAUUGCGGGGUGCGGCUGCUCCGGACCAAUUUAUUUGAGAGCGAUGUCGCGCCGGUUAAGGUUUAGGCAUUAAAUUGGAAUAAAAGUGUUAAAAAUGAAUUUUUUCAGGAACAACUCGUUCAAUCUUUGUUUGAUCAUAUUCCUGUCGGAGUUGGGUCUCGUGGAGCGAUUCCAAUGGGCGCCCGGGACCUUAUUGAGUAAGAUUUUUGGGAAAAAUGGGCUGAAAAUUUUAUUUUUUCUACUAAAACGCUUUAAAAUUGUCUUAGAUUUCCAUAUUUUGCUCAUAAAUAGUUGGAUUUUUCGGCCUUUUGAUCGCUUUUUUCAAAAUAUUUUUGUUUGCGAAAUUCCACCGACCGCAACGCAUUGAGCCAUUCCAAAUGCGACGUUUCAAGUUUUUUUUUUCCAGAUGUCUCGAAAUGGGAAUGGAUUGGACUCUGCGAGAAGGCUACUCCUGGGCCGAAGACAAGGAACACUGCGAGGAAUACGGUAAGUUUUAAAGGCGCAGGAGGGAACACAGAAAAGUGUUCUACAACGAAUUAAAAAUUUUAGGCCGUAUGUUACAAGCGGACGCCUCGAAAGUGUCAAUGAGGGCCAAAAAACGUGGUUUGCCGCAGGUACAAGAUGCAAAUCAAUUUUUUUCAGUUUGGAAAAAAAAUUAUUCAAAAGAAUGGUUGUUGACAAAAAACGCUCAUUUUUUCACUGGCUUAAAAAAAGUUUCAUUCGAUUUGAAACAGGGAGAAAAAAGUUAGAUUUUUUUCAUAUUUCCGCUACAGUAAUCCACAAAAGGGGCGGAGCUUGUCAGAAAUCUAACUUAACGUUUUAGAAGCUUAUGUAGCUGUUGUGAUAAAAUUAUGAGCUCGAAAAAAGAAACGUGAAUUUUUAGUGACAAUGGUUCAUCACGUAUGUUAACUGCGAAAAGUAGCCACUUAAGAGGCUCCUCAAGGACACUAAAGUGGCCACUAAAACCACCUUGGUAGAAGCCGCUAAUUUAGUGGUCUAAUAAUACAACUUAGACAUCCAAAAGGGCCUCUAAUUUUUAGUCUUUGAGUGGCUACCAAUUCGACUACUAUAGUGGCCACUGGAACUUCAAAACCCUAAAGUGACCACUAGAAACUCCCAAAGUGUUCCAGCUCGGAACCCUUGGAGCCGGAAAUCAUUACGCCGAAGUUCAAGUCGUCGAUGAGAUCUAUAACGAUCAUGCGGCCAGUAAAAUGGGUAUCGAUGAAGUUGGUUAGUGAAUUUUUGAAUAUUUCAGGCUUUUCACUUAAGGUCUCACUUUCUCAAAAAAUAUUUUCUCAUGGGCGUUUGCAGCUGAAUUUGUGUGCAGAAGUUUGAAAAUUUUGAUUUUUCGGGUAAAUUGAUCAUGUUAAUUUUAGUUGUCCAAGAAGACGUUAAGAAAAUUGAGAAAAUACGCUUUUUUUAAUUUUAAUAAUUUUGAACCAAAUUACACGCGUUUUCUACCGAUUUUUAGUUCAAAACUGGAAGUUAGAGCAAUUUCAAGACUUUUCAGCUCAAAUAUGUUGAAUAUAACUGUAUGAAAAUGCUUUCUGAUAUACUUUUAUCAGCAUUUUUGGCCUUUUUCUUCUAAUUUUUUUGUAAAUUUGUGCUAUUCAAGCCAAGUAGUCGUGAUUUUACACUGUGAACUUUGAAAUUAAAUAGAUUUUUUUUAGGCAUUUUAGGCCAAAAAGUUGUAGUUUCGCCCUUUAAAAUUUGUGAUAAUGUUCUUUUUUGUAAAUUUGUGCUAUUUUAGGCCAAGUAGUCGUAAUUUUACACUGUAAACUUUGAAAUAACCUUAUUUUUUUGAUCAUUUUAGGCAUUUUAGGUCAAGUAGCUGUCACUUUACUUUGCAGAGCUUCGAAAUGAAUAUAUUUUCCGUUAAUUUGUAGUUUUUAGGCCAAUCAGUCGUGAUUUCACACUGUAAUCUUUGAAAUUAAAUUGGUUUUUGAAUCGUUUAGGCAUUUUAGGCCAAAAAGUUGUAGUCUUACUUUUUUAAAUUUGAGAUAAUGUUCAUUUGUUGUAAAUUUGUGCUAUUUUAGGCCAAUUAGUCGUGAUUUCACACUGUAAACUUUGAAAUUAACUCGAUUUUUUGAUUAUUUUCGUAAUUUUAGGACAAGUAGUUGUGAUUUUACACUGUGAAACUUCAAUUUGAAGGUGUUUUCUCCUAUUUUUUAGUAUUUUAGGCCAACAAGUCGUGAUAUUUCAUUGACAGCUUCCAAAUAAAUAUAUUUCCGUUCAUUUUCGUAAGUUUAGGCCAUGUAGUUGUAGUUUUACACUGUAAACUUUGAAAUUAACUUGAUUUUUGACCAUUUUAGGCCAGGUAAUUGACAUUUUACACAGCAGAGCUUCGAAAUAAUAUAUUUUUCGUCAUUUUGUAGUUUUUUAGGCCCAGCAGUCUUGAUUUUGCACGGUGAAAAUUUAAUUUAAAGACAUUUUCCGUCAUUUUUGACUAUUUUAGGCCGACCAGUCUUGAUAUUUCAAUAAAAAUGUCAAAAUAAAUAUGUUUUUGGGUAAUUUAAAGCCAAGUAGUGCUGAUAAUUCAUUGUGGAACUCCGUAAAUUGAACUUAUUUUACAGUAUUUUAGGCCAAGUAGUAGUGAUUUUUACACUGUAAACUUUGAAAUCAACUUGAUGUUUUGAUCAUUUCAGGUCAAGUAGUUGGCAUUUUACUUAGCAGAGCUUCGAAAUAAUAUAUUUUUAGUCAUUUUUGUAGUUUUUUUAGGCCCAGCAGUUUUGAUAUUAACUUCGAAAUUACAAUAUUUUCCGUUGAUUUCCGUAAUUCUAGGCCAAGUAGUCGUGAUGCUGCACUGCGGAAGCCGUGGUUUGGGCCAUCAGGUGGCCACUGACGCCUUGGUUGAAAUGGAACGAGCCAUGGCUCGCGACAACAUUUUCGUCAACGACAAACAGCUCGCCUGCGCUAGGAUCAGCUCUAAAGAAGGUUUUUUGGAGAAGAAAUGAUCGAAAAAUGGGCAUUUUAAGGACAAGAUUACCUGGCGGGGAUGGCGGCCGCCGCCAAUUUCGCCUGGGUCAACCGAUCUUGCAUCACUUUUUGCGUUCGGCAGGCCUUUUCGAGGGUUUUCGACAUGUCGGCCGAUGAUAUGGAUAUGCAGGUGAGAGGGAGGAACGAGUAGAAUAUUUGGAAAAAAGGUUUUUGAGGGAAAUCGAGGGAAUUUCAGCUUCCUAAGGAACUCCAGAGUGGCCACUUAAGGACUCUUGGAUCUCUGGGGACAACUUUAUUGAACCCUAUCGUGGCCAAUGAAGCUUACAAAAGUGGUCCCUGUAGGGGACAUGUCGAUAAUUGUUUUGAACUCUAAGCGAAGAAGCAUUUCCAUGGGAAAAGCUGAAUAGAUCAUCGUUUUGUGAAUGAAAUUGAAAGACCCCUAUAGGGUCCACUUGAGCUUUGGAGGCUAAAGGGUCAGAUCCUAAACUUCUAUAGGGACCACUUUUUUGGCCCCUAUAGGGGUUUUUUGUCCGAAGAGUUGAAAAGUUGUUACGUUAGCUUGAUCAUUUAACGAAAAAUUAGAAUCUCUAAAGCUAAAAUGGGCUUUGGAGCGUAAGUAUUUUCUCGUCGGGCGCAAAUGUCAGUUAACCUUUUCAUUAGCUGUUUUCAAUUUUUUUUCAGUAGACUGAUAUCAGAAUCGUCUUGAAAAAAGCUUGGCGAAGUUUCAUUCUAAUCGUAUAGUUGAUUCACGGCUGGCUUGAGCCAUCGAGAAAAGGGUCCUGCCACGAAAAGAGACGAGGCAGUGCCCUGGUUAGUGGAGAGUGCAGACAGGCCACGCCUUUUUGCGUCCCAAGCUAGCCGUGAAUUGUCUAUACAAUUUUAAGGCGGCUUAAUAGAUUUCAUGAAAUCAUGGGCUCGUUUUUUGGAACUCUAUGGGAGAUAAAGCUCAAAGAACUUUUCAAAACCGUGAAAAUUGAAAUUUUGGUCCAGAAAAUGUACCAAUAAGGUGUCUUUUUCUCUAUUUUCCAGAAUGGAGGUGUAUUUUAUCAACUUUUUGAUCAUUCUUUUCUUGACAACGUUGUGAAAACGCCUUUUUUCUUUUGAGUAAAGACUUUUUUGUCAGGCAACCUCUCUGAAGGUUUUUAGGUCCUUCUUUCAUGAAUUCACCUAACUUCGAUUUAAGAUGAUCUACGACGUUUCGCACAACGUGGCGAAAAUGGAAGAACAUCUGAUAAAUGGCCGUCCCAGACGGCUUUGUGUCCAUCGGAAAGGUGCCACGAGAGCUUUUCCGGCCCAUCACCCACUGAUUCCCGUUGAUUAUCAGUUGACUGGUUGGUUUUUCAAAAAGAGUUUCGAUUCCUUGAUGAAACUUGGCGGAUACAUCAUUAAAAAAAUUUUUGAUUUUUCAUUGUAGGAAAAAAAGGGUUUUUUUCAAUUAUUAAUUGAGAUAUAUUGACCGAAAAUCGACAUUCCUUCCAACUAGGAAACCUUUUUUUACCCCCCGCGGUUAAAAAUUUUUGAGAAAACUUUGCUAGAGUGACUUUUUGUACUUCCUGAUUUCAAAAGAAGAAAAAAAUUUUUUUGACAAUGAAUCGGCUUUACGAGAUACGACGCUUAAAAAUUUUUUUGAAAUAGGGCUUUUUGUUGUAAUUUGCGUAUUUUGCUGUCUUUGAAGCUUUAUAAAUCGAAAACCGGAUAUAUUGCGAGAAAUUUUUUUCUUUUUUUCUGCAAUCAGGAGGUCCUAAAAGUACACUUCAGCCAAGUUUCAUCAAAAAAAGUUCAAGGGGGGUGUAAAAUGGUUUCCUCGAAAGGGGGAAUUUUUUUGAACUUAAAGUCUUCAGGAUUCGGACAGAAACGUUCUCGUUGAAUUCACUAGGCUCUAUGGUAUUUUUGACAAGUUCCUGCUCAAAAAAAUUUUUGGAGGGGGUAAAAUGGUUUCCUUGAAAGGGGGGGCAACUUUUCAGAUUAAAAAAAUUUUUUUGAACUCGGGUAGAAGUGUUUUCGUUGAAUUUUUGUAGGCUCUAGGAUAUUUUUUGGCAAGCUCCUGAUCAAAUAAUUUUUCCAGGACAACCGGUACUCAUCGGCGGCAGUAUGGGCACUUGCAGUUAUGUUCUGACUGGAACCGACCAAGGAAUGGUCGAAACUUUCGGGACCACUUGUCAUGGGGCUGUAUGUUUUGAUUUAUAUUCAUUUACAGCUUCCUAGAAUUUUUUGAAGCUUUACUACCUUCGAAAAUAAUUUUUUAGAGGCUUCUGACCACUAUAGGGAUUCAAAUGAAGCUCUUGAGUCUUCAAAAAUAAGAAUGACCAUUUUAGGAGUUUCAGUUGAUCUCUAGGAUUUUCAAAAAUAAGAGUGACCACUAUAGGGAUGAAAAAUAAGCUCUUGGAUCUUUAGAACUAACAGUGACCAUUAUAGGGUUUUAAAUUGAGCUAUUGGAUCUUUGAAAGUAAGAGUGCUCCCUAUAGGGCUUUAAAUAGAGCUUUUGAAUUUUUAAAAAUGAAAGUGACCUCUAUAAAGAUUCAAACUGAGCCCUCGGAUUUUUAUAACAAACAGUGACCACGUCAAUGAGAGGUGAUGCGAAUCGGCUGAAAGAUAGUGGCCACUUUAGUGUUAUAAAUGAAGCUUGGAGAUUUACUGAAAAGACUUUAAAGGCAUAGGGGCAGUAAAAAACGGUGUUUCAGUUCAAAGCGGUUAUUCAUAGAGCUUUUGAUUGCGAAUCGAACGGUGAACUUGAAAACGUACAGAAGUUCCUAGUUUUGAAGAAAAAAUUAUUCAAAGUCGGAGAGAGGAAAGUUUUAGUUCCCGCGAAAAGGGCGUUUUGCAGUAAAGUUGCUCCAUGGACAACAGGCUUCGCCAUUUUUCGCAUUUUCGCUUUUUUAUUCGUUGCUAUCAAUUUUAAAUUUUUUCUGUUGUCACCAAAGUUCUUUCCGUCACAAAAGCUUUCUAUUCAUGUAUAAUUUGCCAACUUUGAUCGCAAAAAUGCUUUUCUGGUGAAAAAUGAUGACUUUACACAGGUUUCGAUUGGGAUAGCGAUUAUUUGUGUUUUCUUUAUUAUCAUUGUAUGUUUUCUGAUUUCUUGAUCGAUUUUUCAGAGAAGAAACCCUUAAUUUGAAGCAGAAAUCCGGUUAUUUCUCACAAAAUGCGAGUCUAAUGAGACUUCCGCAACAUCGCGUGCACGGCUACUGUAAACAGUUGUCUGAGCGCCGAUCCAAAGCUUUUUUCAAAAUUAAAGGCGGGAAAGUAAAACAGCGUUUUUCUUCUAAAGUUGUCACAUCUGUAAUUUUUUUGAGUACACCAUUCGAUUCGCAAAGAAAAACUAUAUAAGAUACUGCUUUCACCUGAAACCCCAUUUUUUACUGCCCCUAUGCCUUUAAGUAACACCUUAAGUGACCAAUAUAAUUAUAUCAGUUCAACGCAUUUUUUGCAAAUUUUGAUCACUUCCAGGGAAGAGCGUUGUCGCGCGCGAAAUCGCGUCGCAGCAUUCCGUGGGACGCGGUGAUUGAAGACCUCGGCAAGAAGAAUAUCUCGAUUCGUAUCGCUUCCCCCAAACUCAUCAUGGAAGAGGUUGAUCAAAGUCAUUGAUUUUGGAGAAAUAAUCGAUUUUUUCAGGCCCCGGAAUCGUAUAAAAACGUGACCGACGUCGUGGAUACCUGUGACGCGGCUGGAAUCAGCAAAAAAGCCAUCAAAUUGCGUCCGAUUGCUGUUAUCAAGGGAUAA